UCAUUCUUUCGGUUGCGGGGUUCUUCCGUUCCGGUGGUUCCCAAGCGUUCGUCUUCUGAGCGUCGUUCUGCCCGUUUUGCUUGUCUGGCUCGCGACAUGCCCAACUACGAAUCAUCCAAUCCUUGCGGUGGCUGUCGCACUCGUUCCCUUCGCUGCGUGAUUGACCGUCAUUCUGGGUUCUGUACCGAGUGUCUCGCGAGUACCCGCAAGUGUGACAAGGUGGUGACCGCUGAGGAUUUCGAUCGUGCUGGUCGCAUGUUGGCCGAUUUGCGUCGUCAAGUUGACGAGGCCGAUGCUGCGGUUCUUCGUGCGAAAGAGUCCGCUCAUGAGGCCCUUGGCCGUGAGAUUCGUCUUCGCAAGCAGCUUCAACUAGCGGAGAAGCGAUAUGCCGACUUGGCUGAGCGUGAGCGAUUGUCGAUCGAGGAGUUGGAACAGAUGCAAGCGACCGAGUCCUCGCCGUCUGGUCCUUCCACUGCACCGAGUGGUUCCUCUGGGGACGCUGUCCCUUUUGACUUUGACGCUCUUUCUCCCAGUUGGGUUGCGAACUUUGACUUCGGAACUGGUCCAACAACUGUCGGCAGUUCGUCAAGUUCUUGAGUGGUUCCCACGUGUUGUCCUCUUCCGAGGAUUUCUUCUACUUCGUAUUCCUCUUCCUCUGCAGCGUCUGGUGCAACUGGUGUUUCUGUGUUCCCGUGUGCUGGUUCUAGGAGUUUCUUGUGAAAUACUGGGUGUAUCCUCAUAUUUUUUGGUAGGCCUAGU
This is a messenger RNA of Aaosphaeria arxii CBS 175.79, 759 nucleotides long. RefSeq lists its product as uncharacterized. The record is from RefSeq and is a predicted model, not a curated record. Lineage: Eukaryota; Fungi; Ascomycota; Dothideomycetes; Pleosporales. Bases 97 to 597 code for a protein of 166 amino acids. The transcript has 3 exons.